Bactrocera tryoni is the source of this 973-nucleotide messenger RNA. It is a transcript of the gene Prosalpha3, whose product is annotated as proteasome subunit alpha type-4. Gene Ontology annotation, cellular component: proteasome core complex; nucleus; proteasome core complex, alpha-subunit complex. The transcript is spliced from 4 exons. Lineage: Eukaryota; Metazoa; Arthropoda; Insecta; Diptera; Tephritidae. The coding region runs from base 109 to 891 and encodes 260 amino acids. Gene Ontology annotation, biological process: ubiquitin-dependent protein catabolic process. The record is from RefSeq and is a predicted model, not a curated record.
CGAUAAACAUUGCAGAUAAUUUGGUAACACUUUUCGCGGCAGGAAUGACAAUACAAUUUCACUGUGAAAUAAGUGAAUAUUAAAAACUUUUAAUUAAACAACAGCAACAUGGCACGUCGUUAUGAUUCGCGGACAACCAUCUUCUCUCCAGAAGGCCGACUAUAUCAGGUGGAAUAUGCUAUGGAAGCUAUUUCUCGCGCUGGCGCUGCCUUAGGUAUACGCACUGACGAUGGUAUAGUUAUAGCUGCAGAAUGUCAUACAACAAGUCCAUUAUUAGACAAUGAUAUCUUUCAGGACAAAAUUUACAAAAUCAAUGAUCAUUUAUGUGUUGCUGUUGCUGGUAUUACAUCCGAUGCCAAUGUUUUGGUAAAUGAAAUGCGCUUAAUUGCUCAACGUUAUCAAUAUAAUUAUGGUGCACCAAUACCCGUUGAGCAACUAGUCUCACAUUUGUGUGACAUUAAACAAGCAUACACACAAUAUGGUGGAAAACGUCCAUUUGGUGUAUCGAUACUUUACAUGGGUUACGAUAGACGCCAUGGAUUUCAACUCUAUCAAUCAGACCCUAGUGGCAAUUAUAGCGGCUGGAAUGGCACCUGCAUUGGUAAAAGCUUUGGUGUAGCUAUGUCCAUGUUAAAGACAGAACUUGCAAACCGUUAUGAUAACGCCGAAAAUCCUCUUACAACUGAAGAAGGUAAGAAAAUCGCUAUCAAAGUGCUAGCUAAAAGCAUGGAAGGCAUUAAUGCAGAAAAAGUGGAAAUGGCAGUUACCACAUUAGGGAGUAAUGGACGCCCUAUAAUUAAAAUGGUCCAAAAAGAAGAAAUUGCACAAUUGAUAACUAAACACAAUGAAGAGGAAGAAGAAAAGAAAGCGUCGACGUCAGGGUCAAACUAGAAUUAGAUAUUCGAUUUUUCUAUCUAAUCUAUUUUAUGUUUCGGAAUUAAACGGAAUUAUUAAAAGUAAAAAUAUCACUCAA